GGCCGUCAAGGCCGCGCGCGGUAGUGGGGGCAUAGGAGGCGGCGCGUUCGGAAAUCGGCUCGAAAAGGGCAAGUAGGCUCAAGCACUGAUCUACAAGAUGUCGCAGAAUCGUUUGUUUCAAACGUAAGAUCUAACAUCCCAGCCAUCGGAGUUGAAGAAAUUUAAUGCAGAUGAAAGUGGUUUCAACCUUGAAAUACAUUCUGGACGAACAUUAACGCAAUUAGAUGCAAAAAUAGUUAAAGCAACGGUUCAAUCGAUAUCUUCUACGACACAUAGUUACACUAUAAUGCCGAUUAUUUCGGCAAGCGGACGAGUUCUUUCACCACUCUACAUGGUUUUAAAGGAAUUCACAGGAACAUUUGGUCCAAGAGUGCAAGAAACUCUUUUUCGUCCAAUUAAUAUUUACAUCCAAGCUUCAACAUCAGGAAAACUUACAUCUGAACAUUUCAAAACUUGGUUCAGCGACGUGUAUUUACCGAAUACUAGUCGUAAAAGCAUGCUACUACUUGAUUCAUGGACGGGACACUGCCCGAGUCAGCUACAGCAGUUGAUUCCACAAGACAAAGAGGUACAACUUUUAACCAUUCCAAAAAAGACGACGGGCUUUAUUCAGCCUUUAGAUGUGUUUGGAUUCCGGAUUUGGAAAAAUUUUGUGCGAACAUUUUCAGAUAAUAUAAUUCUUCAAGAGAGAGAUGUCAAUUUGCACUCCCGUAACGAAAUAAUUAAAUUGCAAUCAUUAACCCAUAAUCAGUUUUCUUCGCCUAGAUUCAAAAAUCUUUUCCAAUAUGCUUGGUUAAAAAACGGAUAUGUAGAAAUACAUUCUGACGAAUUUCAAAAUCCUGUAGAGUUCUCUUACUUACAAAAUGAAAAACAUAUACCCAAAUGUAGUAUUUAUGGAAUGGCCGCUUUUAUGCGCUGUGCGUGGUGCGGCGAAUAUUUUUGUUUUAAACAUUUUUAUGAAGAAUAUCAUUAUUGUACAAAUUAUAAUCCGUAAUUUACAAAAUAGUUAAACAUAUCCGCAUUAUGUAAAUCAAAAAGUUAGACAAGGUUAUCAGUGCAUUAUGUAGUUUUACAUCAUUUAACAUUAAAGUAGUUUUAAUAUCUUGUUUAUUGAUUUGCAAAAUUAUUCACUAAAAUAAAUGUAUGAAUGUUAUUAUUACAAAAUAAUAAAUAAUGUUUAUUGUUAUUACAAUUUAUACGUGUCACUAAUUAGUAUUAAUUUGUUUUAAUUUUUAUAUAUUUGUAAGUACAUACUGAUCGGUUUAAAAGCUAUCUGAAAUGUAUAUUAAUAAUAAUAUAAAUAAUUUAAAUAUUGCUUUGCAAAACUAUUUUAAUAAUUAAAACUGCUAACAAUUUUUAAAAAAUUACUUUAGAUACAAUUUUUUCGAUUCUUACUUAUUGAUGGUUAUUCCGUAAAAACAAAGUCUAUAAUUUUUACAGAGUAAUUUUUCUUAAAUUGUAGUAUCGUUGUCGUUUUUGUAAAGAAUUGAGUGCUUACAC
Messenger RNA from Monomorium pharaonis (pharaoh ant), 1500 nucleotides. RefSeq lists its product as uncharacterized. Bases 287 to 994 code for a protein of 235 amino acids. The record is from RefSeq and is a predicted model, not a curated record. NCBI's taxonomy places the organism in Eukaryota, Metazoa, Arthropoda, Insecta, Hymenoptera, Formicidae. Gene Ontology annotation, molecular function: nucleic acid binding. The transcript has a single exon.